CGGAGCUGAAACAACGAGCUGUAUCGGCGGGCUGUAGUGGUGUGUACGGUUUUGUAAGACAGCGCCACAGGCUCCACUAACAGGACUAGAUCACUGUAGCACACGAUUAUCCAAAGAAGCUGUGUGUGUGGUAAAAACGCAUAACAAGAGCUGUGCUAUUUUAGUCGCGAACCCAGACCUCCGACAUUUUUUAGGGUCCUUCAGUACCAAUGCUAUAUCAACAAAGAAGUGUUUAUGUGAUAUGACAACGCUCUGACUGUCCAGUGGGCGAGACUUGCACGACAGCAGAUUUUCAACAUACAUUAUACGGAUAACCAUCUGUUUAAAGUCGUCGCUUGAGAAUCCAGCGAUUGAUUGUGUGGUUCACAAAGAAUGUACUUGGUUACACUUCUCAACACGUGGACAUUAUGAUGCAACUCUCCAGGAAUACUUGGACAACACAGAUUCUUGUCUGAUGACGCUGUGAGUCGGAUAGAGAUCUGCACCAUGUUUCAAGUUGUUAGGACAACCCAAUCCCUGUGUCGGCAGCAGACAUAUUGUGUUUUGUGUGGACAUCGGUCAAGACUGACCUACACCAAUGGUCAGCUGGUCAGAUGUUUGUCUGUCAGUUCAGUGCAUAGACUCAAUGCCGGCCAGCGAUCAGAGUUGCCUAAAGCGAAGACAAUUGUGGUGAAGCUUGGCAGUGCAGUGAUAACACGCGAGGAUGAGUGCGGAAUAGCGCUGGGAAGACUGGCCUCCAUCGUGGAACAGGUUUCUGAGCUACAGAACCAAGGGAGACAAAUGCUGAUGGUGACAAGCGGCGCCGUUGCGUUCGGCAAGCAGAAACUGCAGCAGGAGAUCAUCAUGUCGAUGAGCAUGAGGGAAACCCUCGUCAAGCGGGAAAACAUUCGAGGUCAGCCCAUCCUGGAGCCAAGAGCGUGUGCGGCCGCUGGACAGAGUGGUCUCAUGUCGCUAUAUGAAGCCAUGUUUAUGCAGUAUGGAGUCCGCACAGCACAGGUCCUGGUGACCAAGCCCGACUUCUACAACGAUGAGAGUCGCAAGAACCUCCGGAGUACACUGAACGAGCUGCUGAAGCUGAACAUCAUCCCCAUACUGAACGCUAACGAUGCUGUAGCUCCGCCUCCUGAACCAGACAAGGAUCUGGCGGGGAUCAUCAGUGUGAAGGACAACGACAGUCUCGCAGCACGCCUUGCAGUGGAGAUCAGUGCCGACCUCAUGAUCAUCAUGUCAGAUGUGAACGGCCUCUACACCUCCCCCCCUGGACACCCAGAGUCCCGCCUUCUCCACACCUACUCACCCCUUUACCCAGAUAAUGGACUCAUCUUUGGGGAGAAAUCUCGAGUUGGACUUGGUGGGAUGGAGUCAAAGGUGAACGCAGCAACCUGGGCCCUGAAGCUUGGGAGUUCUGUUGUCAUCUGUAACGGUUGUGAGGAAAACGCUAUCGUCAACAUCGUCAAAGGGAAGCAAGUGGGAACGUUCUUCACCAUGGAGGAGAAUGUAGGAACACCAGUGGAAGUGCAAGCUAUACAAGCUCGAGAUGGGUCAAGGAAGCUUCAGGCCUUAACCAGUGGUCAGCGGGCAGCCAUCGUGAACCGCUUGGCAGACCUGCUGAUGGAGAAGAAAGUGGACAUCUUGCAGGCUAACCAGGUGGACGUCAGGAAGGCCUACUCUGCAGGACUGGCAUCUCCUCUGGUGUCACGACUCAUCCUGAACGAGAACAAGCUGCAGAUCCUGGCAGACGGACUGCGGAAGAUAGCCGAAGACUCUUUCUCUGCAGUAGGACGGGUGCUACAGCGGACACGCAUCGCUGAGGGUAUCGAGCUGGAAAAGAUCACUGUGCCCAUUGGAGUUCUUAUGGUCAUAUUUGAAUCAAGACCGGACGCACUGCCACAGGUGGCAGCACUGGCUAUCUGUAGCGGUAACGGUCUGCUGCUGAAAGGAGGCAAGGAGGCUGUCAACAGCAACAAGAUGCUCCACUCCCUUGUCAUGGACGCUCUGGAACCAUAUGUUCCAAGGGAGACAAUCUCAUUGAUCAGCCGGCGCGAGGACAUCGAGGAUCUGCUCCACAUGAAUGACUACAUCGACCUGGUCAUUCCACGCGGAUCUAGCGAGCUGAUCGAGAAGAUCCAGAAGUCCAGUCAGGGUAUUCCGGUCCUCGGACACAGCGAGGGCAUCUGUCAUGUGUACAUUGACCAGCACGCCAGUGCUGACAUGGCAAACAGAAUAGUUCACGAUGCCAAGUGUGAUUACCCUGCUGCCUGUAACGCCAUGGAAACGCUCCUCCUGCAUAAGUCACAUCUCUACACACCACUCUUCGACAAGAUCUUUGACACCUUCAAACAAGAAAAUGUGAAGAUUCAUGCAGGUCCCCGCCUCAGUCAGUCUCUGAAGUUUGGGCCGACCCAAGCCACAUCCAUGAAGACAGAGUACAGUGCCCUUGAGUGCACAGUUGAGGUCGUGGAGGACAUCGAUGAGGCCAUCGCACACAUCAACAAGUUCGGCAGCUCCCACACCGAUGCAAUAGUCACUGACGAUGAUGUAGCAGCGAGUCACUUCAUGAGGAUGGUGGACAGUGCGUGUGUGUUCCACAACGCCAGUACCAGGUUCGCAGAUGGAUACAGGUUUGGACUUGGGGCUGAGGUCGGUAUCAGCACAUCUCGUAUCCAUGCUCGGGGCCCUGUAGGCAUCGAGGGCCUGCUGACCACAAAAUGGCUGUUGUCUGGUUCGGGGGAGACGGUCGCAGAUUUCACACAAGGGAAAUUGCAAUAUCUACACGAGAAACUUCCUGUCAAGGAUGAAAACGGCAGUGACUUUGCAUCAGAAGCUAAUGUUUAAUAUUAAAGUGAAGUCCUAAUACUAAGACAAUUCCACGAAGACGUCCAACAUACACAAACUAUUUUCCUAGUGAAUGUUGUUGAUAACUGAGUUACACCAUUGUUAUAUUGAUGAAUAUAUUUUUAUUAAGAAUUAACUGAGUGUAGGAAUUGAUUUAAUUUACAUACAUGUUUUUAAUUAUAUGGACCCUAUGCAUGCAUGGUUGAAGUAAGUUCACAGUGUUCCAUUAUUGAACUGACCGAAUAGGCUUUCAAAAUGGCUUCUGAAAAUGAAGGUAGGCCGUCAUCUGAUUAGUUACUAAGGUCUGAGUGGGUCUGCCAUCAGCUAACCAUCCGUCUUUGUCAAACUUUCAAUGUAUUGCACUGUUUUGUACUACACUUUGGAUAGGGAUGUUUUGAUCUUUCCUUAUAUACAAAAGUUAUUCUCAUAUGAGGUGUACAAUUGAACAGAAUGCCUAAUCUGAUUAUCCCUAUCAAAUGGGAUAAUAGUAUAUUAUGCGUGUCAUUUCAUUCAUGAAAAUACGAAAAUGUAAUGACAACCAAUAGUUUGGGUUCACAAUGAGAGAAGGACUUGCACCCAAGUUUUAGGAUUGCAUCAAUAUUGCAGGACAUCCUUACCAAAUACUGAGCAGUAUAUUUUUACCCUGAUAUCUAGACAAAGACAGAAUGUUUGUUAGACCAUGCCUUAUACAAUGUGUAUUAUUAAGCCCCUUUUCAUGCUGUUUGUAGUUAUAUUUAAUUUGCCAUAAUCUAGCUCUAGUCAAUCUGCAAUGCAUGACUUAGGUUUACAUAUGAGGGUCAAGAUUUUAUUAUAUUCCAAAUCACG
Messenger RNA from Haliotis rubra (blacklip abalone), 3660 nucleotides. RefSeq names its product delta-1-pyrroline-5-carboxylate synthase-like. NCBI's taxonomy places the organism in Eukaryota, Metazoa, Mollusca, Gastropoda, Lepetellida, Haliotidae. Gene Ontology annotation, molecular function: ATP binding; glutamate 5-kinase activity; glutamate-5-semialdehyde dehydrogenase (NADP+) activity. The record is from RefSeq and is a predicted model, not a curated record. Gene Ontology annotation, cellular component: cytoplasm; mitochondrion.